AAAACAAACAAUCCUACUAUAAUGCCCAUUACUACACAGCUGUAACUGUAAGCACUCUUCAUAACCAAACUCGUUAGAAAGCCGACAUUUCCAAGCAACCCAUCUACUUACCUCAGAAAUUCCAGCUCAAAAUUUUCUGGGAAUUUCUUCUGCAUCAUGUGGGAAUCAGAGACUGAGUCAGUUGGAGGCAGAGAUUAUGGCAAUGGAGAUUUUAGUUUAACCAAGCAGAGUGUUAAGAAUGAUGGGUUUGAACUAAAAGGCAAUUCAUGGUAUGUUGCAACUGAUAUCCCAAGUGACCUGUUGGUUCAAGUUGGAGAAGUCAAUUUUCACUUGCAUAAGUAUCCCUUGCUGUCAAGGAGUGGAAAGAUGAACAGAAUCAUGUAUGAAUUACGAGACCCGGACUUAAGUAAGAUGGUUUUGGAUGACCUUCGGGGACCUGAGGCCUUUGAGCUAGCUGCAAAGUUCUGCUAUGGCAUUUCCGUGGAUCUGACAGCAGCCAACAUUUCAGGCCUUAGAUGUGCUGCAGAGUUCCUUGAAAUGACAGAGGACUUGGAAGAAGGCAAUCUUAUUUUCAAAACCGAAGCAUUUCUCAGCUAUGUGGUUUUGUCCUCAUGGAGAGACUCCAUAUUAGUGUUGAAAAGUUGCGAGAAGCUCUCACCGUGGGCUGAAAACCUUCAAAUUGUUCGGAGAUGCAGCGAGUCUAUUGCUUGGAAAGCUUGUGCCAAUCCAAAAGGGAUAAGAUGGCCAUAUACUGGUAGUAAGCUAGCUCCAAAAGUUUCAAGCCCAAAUUGGAGUGACGUGAAGGACUCAAGUCCAAGUGGAAACCAGCUGCAAGUUCCUUCUGAUUGGUGGUUUGAAGAUGCUUCAAUUCUUCGGAUUGAUCACUAUGUCAAGGUUAUUACCGCAAUCAAGGUGAAGGGGAUGAGAUAUGAACUGCUUGGAGCUGCAAUAAUGCACUAUGCAGCUAAAUGGCUCCCUAUUAUGAUAAGUGAGCAUGGCUCUGGGUUAACAGCUGAUGAAGGAAGCAACAGCAGCAGUAGCAGUGGAAGCAGUUGGAAGGGUGGACUUCACAUGAUCGUGGCAGGAACUAAAGAUAAUGAGUCUUCAGCUGUUCAGGCCAAAGGUCAACGGAUGAUCAUUGAGAGCCUUAUUAGCAUAAUUCCACCACAGAAGGACAGUGUCUCAUGUAGCUUCCUUCUUCGGCUUCUGAGAAUGGCAAACAUGUUGAAAGUAGCACCUGCACUGGUUACUGAGUUGGAGAAACGGGUGGGAAUGCAGUUCGAACAGGCUACAUUGGCGGAUCUUCUCAUUCCGUCUUGCAACAAAAGUGAAAGUAUGUAUGAUGUGGAUCUUGUCCAGAGGCUUCUGGAGCAUUUUCUUGUUCAAGAACAGACUGAAAUGUCAAGUCCAAGCCACCAAUCUUUCAUUGAAAAACACUAUGAAAGGGGCACAGGCCCAAAUGCUAAGAUGAGGGUAGCCAAGCUUGUUGAUAGUUAUCUUACAGAGGUGUCAAGAGAUAGAAGCCUUUCCCUAACAAAGUUUCAGGUACUCGCAGAAGCUUUGCCUGAAUCUGCAAGGACCUGUGAUGAUGGACUUUAUAGAGCAAUUGAUUCCUAUCUCAAGGCUCAUCCAACACUCUCUGAGCACGAAAGAAAGAGGCUAUGCCGGGUAAUGGAUUGCCAAAAGCUAUCGAUUGAUGCUUGCAUGCAUGCUGCACAAAAUGAAAGGCUCCCAUUAAGAGUGGUGGUGCAAGUUCUUUUCUCUGAGCAAGUCAAAAUAAGCAAUGCAUUGGCCAACAAUGCCCUUAAUGAAGCCGGAGGAGACUCUAACUAUCAGCCAAUGAUUCCAAAUCGGAAAACACUACUCGAAGGGACCCCGCAAUCCUUCCAAGAAGGAUGGGCAGCAGCUAAAAAGGACAUUAACACUGUAAAGUUUGAACUGGAGAGUGUAAAAGCAAAGUACCUUGAUCUCCAAAAUUCCAUGGAAAACUUGCAGAGACAGUUCGAUAAGAUGACCUCAAAGCAGAAACAUACAUCAGCUUGGAGCAGCGGAUGGAAGAAACUCGGCAAACUCACUAAGACUACAAUGUUCGAGAAUCAGAACAGUGGACCGGAGACUCCAACAGCGGCUGGUCCGGAGCAGACAAGAAAGACUCCUAGGAGGUGGAGGAAUUCCAUUUCUUAGGUGAUUUACAUGUGCUAUUUGUGUUCCAAAGGUUGUGUUACAUCAUUCGUAAUUUUUGGUUUCAUCGCCAUUUAAAGAGCAAUUGCUUGAAAGCCUAUUAUUAUUAUCACUGAAAUCUAAUUGUUUCAAAAGCCUAUUGCUUGAAAGCCUACAUGUUGAAUUGAUGUAAUAUGUGUGAGUUUAAUGACUAAAUGACCAAUGUGGAAAAGAAUUUGCGACGCCA
Molecule: messenger RNA, 2407 nt
Organism: Rosa chinensis
Lineage: Eukaryota; Viridiplantae; Streptophyta; Magnoliopsida; Rosales; Rosaceae
Product: root phototropism protein 3-like
Molecular function (GO): protein binding
Source: RefSeq, a predicted model, not a curated record